UUUGAUCGAUCGACGUUGUCAUGGCAUCAGUUUUAAAUCGCAAGAGGAAUUUAAAAGAUGGAGGUUGAACCCAAAUACACAUUUUUCCUCGCACCCGAGAAGAAUUAUCCAGGAUUAAAUGAUAAAAGUAUUGCACAAUUAAUUCAGAAAUGGGGACUGAAUUUGAUGAUUCAAAAUUUCGUGUUCAAUGAACCUUUUCAUCAGUACCACAAGUAUUUGCUGGCAGAGGCAUUUUUCAAAAAUAAUGAAGUAUCAAAAUAUUUGAAAAUAUGGGAUGGAAAGUAUUCAUUCUCAGAGCAGGGAAUCGUUGCUAAUGAAGUAGAAAUCAAUCAGAUCCCCUGCACAGUUCUAUCAAUGGAGUUUUUUGAAAGAUUAAAAAAUCCCGAGAACAAUAUUGUUUACAACUCCGGAAGUAUUCGACAAAAAUGUGAGGAGCAAAUCGAUGGGAUUUUCGUGUCUGACAAUCUUAGAAAAAUGCUGUUGGAUGAGGAAUCCAAUGAGUUCCGUUUAUUCUCGAAAACGGAAAGAACAGAAUUCAUUUUUAAAAUUUUUCAAAUGCUGAUCCUUGGAGGGGAGUAUUGCCAAUACGAGGAGCAAUUGGAACCUUAUCUGGAGUGUACGAAGAAGAUUUAUAAGGAUCUCGUGAGAGUCCAUAAAUUGGAAGACACAAAUACUCCAACGAUUUCUACAAUGAUACUCGAAGUAAUCGCAAAGAGAGACGAGCCAUAUUUCCCAAAAGCUCCCACUCACAAACAGAACAUUGGAUUUCUAUUGAUCGAUCGUAACACCCGUGAAAUAACGACACUCCUUCAUCAAUUUGGUACAUAAAUUAUGAAAUUUCCACUCAUUAAGCUAAUAGAUAUAGGAUCAAAAAAAUAAUUAAAACAAAAAUUUAAAAUAAUUUCCAAUUUAUUAAUAAUAUUCAAAAUGAUUCAUUCACAAUGAAAUUGUCGUUACAACAAUUACCUUUGGUUUUGUUCUUUGUCAUUGAUCUUAAAUUAAUAUCAUCGUCCACUUUAGUAUUACGUCAAUAUCGCAGAAUUGAUGUAUGAUUAAAAAAAACAUUUGAAAGAAAAAUACGAUUUAAACUCGAAAAGUUCAGCCUAAUAUAAUCAACUUAAAUGAAUCGAAUGAAUUAAGUGAAGAAUGAAUAUUACAAAAUCAGUUAUCUUCAAGUAUUUCUCUGGUUUGCUUCAAUUGGUUUUGGUUUCCAAUUCUUAAUCCUGCUAAAUCGCUUUGCAAAACUUCUUCAAUAUCGAGAAAAUAAAUCACAGACUCGUAUUUUUUCCCCCUGAAUUAAUCAGGAACGGUAAAAAAAAUGUAUCGCAAUUAUAAAAGAAUGGAAUUGGCACGUAAAACCCCCUUUCAAUAUUAAUUAAUACAUUACUUAAUCACAGCACAUUUGAAUAAUUACUCAAUAGUGAAGUGGUGAAGAACAAAAGAUUUUAGUUUAUAGAAUUUUAUGGCUUUCGGCUUAUUCUGCAAAUAUCUUUGAAAGGAAAGAAAAAGAGGUGUCAAGAUAUAGUGGUCCAUUACAUUUCACCAGAAUUCUGGCUCCGGACAAAUCGGCUAUAUACAUUGUCAGAGUCACUCCUCAUGACGAUCAAUUUUCAUUGCUGCUGUUUUUUAACGUAAUUCGAUAUAUUAGGCCCUUUUGUGGAGAAUUUUCUGGUGGAAAGAAAAAAUCCAUGAAAAAUUUUCUGUGCGGAGGGAAUUGCCUUCAGAAAUAUUUGCAAAAUCAACUCUAAUUUUGGACCACUCGAAUUUAACCACUUCGUCAAUGAAUUCAUUCAAAUAAUUGAUACGC
Fopius arisanus is the source of this 1807-nucleotide messenger RNA. RefSeq lists its product as uncharacterized. Lineage: Eukaryota; Metazoa; Arthropoda; Insecta; Hymenoptera; Braconidae. The transcript is spliced from 5 exons. The record is from RefSeq and is a predicted model, not a curated record. Bases 58 to 828 code for a protein of 256 amino acids.